AUGAGGAACAACAACUUCACCUCCCACGAAGACGAUGAAAGUAGCACUGACCAGACUAGGUGUCCCUUUGCCGCCCAUACCAGGAAGACACAACCCCGAGGGGAUUUCACGCCGGAGGACACAGCGCAUCACAUCAUUCGCGCUGUGACCGAUGAUGAAGCGGUAUCAAACACGACAAGCGCUUCCUUGGAACGUGGUCUUGCCUUUCGUUGCUCGAAAUGUUUUCGUCCGUACAAGCGUCGACUAAUUGAUGUUACGACAGUCACAUAUCAAUCCAACAUAGGUCAGGGCUUCCGAUUUUUGCGGCAGCUUUGGGUCAACAAUGCAAAGUAG
Messenger RNA from Guyanagaster necrorhizus, 333 nucleotides. RefSeq lists its product as uncharacterized. The record is from RefSeq and is a predicted model, not a curated record. The transcript has 2 exons. Lineage: Eukaryota; Fungi; Basidiomycota; Agaricomycetes; Agaricales; Physalacriaceae. The coding region runs from base 1 to 333 and encodes 110 amino acids.